AUGUCUAUCCCCGAAAGCUGCACGGUGCUUGUGAUUGGCGGUGGCCCGGCGGGAUCAUUUGCGGCUGCGGCGUUGGCGCGUGAAGGUAUCGAUGUGGUAGUUCUGGAAAUGGAUAAGUUCCCCAGAUAUCACAUUGGAGAAAGCAUGCUUCCUUCGAUGCGUCACUUUCUCAAGGUCAUAGAUUUCUACGACACUUUCAACACUCAUGGAUUCACUAAGAAGAACGGCGCAGCUUUCCGCAUUCAUCCAUCUCAGCCUGAUGCCCAACUCGACUUUCUUGCGGCCGGCGGACCCGAGAGUUAUGCCUGGAAUGUGAUCCGAUCUGAAGCUGAUGAGAUGCUCUUCAGACACGCCAUUGCGUGCGGCGCCCACGCUUUCGACGCCACGAAGGUUGACGCCAUCCAGUUCGAGCCGGCUACGAAUGGGGCAAUCCAAGUUGAUAGCAGUCAAGAACCGAAACUUGGCCGCCCUGCGUCGGCCACCUGGGCUCGUGGAGACGGCAGUUCCGGGACCAUCAGCUUCCGGUACCUCGUUGAUGCCAGCGGAAGGCAUGGCAUUCUGAGUACUAGAUACUUCAAGAAUAGGAAGUUCAACACAAAUCUCAAGAACGUUGCCAGCUGGGGCUACUGGAAAGGUAGUGGCAAAUAUGGUUCAGGGACACGCCAAGAGAAUAUGCCCUACUUCGAGACUCUACAAGACGCCAGCGGCUGGUGUUGGCACAUUCCGCUACACGAUGGCACACACUCAGUUGGCAUCGUCCUGAACCAAGAGUUGGCUACUGCGAAGAAGCAAGAGCUGGGAUCUCCGUCAACUAAGGAUUUCUAUUUGAAAUCACUCGAUUUGGUGCCCAGGACCAAGCAACUACUUUCCGAGGCGGAGCUCGUCAGCGAUAUCAAGUCAGCUUCGGACUGGUCCUACUGUGCGUCAGCCUAUUCCUUCCCGUAUAUACGCAUUGUCGGAGACGCUGGCUGCUUCAUUGACCCAUACUUUUCCUCGGGCGUGCACCUGGCCAUCACGGGCGGCCUCUCAGCGGCGGUCACGAUUUCAGCCUCGAUUAGGGGGGACUGCAACGAGCAGGCGGCGGCCUCUUGGCAUUCUAAGAAGAUAACGGAGAGCUAUAAUCGUUUCUUCAUGGUGGUCAGCUACAUGACGAAGCUCAUGCUCUCUCAGGAGAAGCCCGAGAUACAAGGGGCUUACAAUGAGGGCGUUCAAAACGCUUUUGACAUCCUGCAGCCAGUCCUGCAGGGAACCACGGAUGCCGACGACACCGGCAAGCUGUCUCUUACAGAAAUUUUCAAAAUGUUCAAAUUCAUCCUCGUGGCGUUGACAGGCAGCUCAUCUGAUCAGGUGGAUGCCCUUGUCGAGAAGCUCGAGAAUCCUGGCUUCGACGGCGGAGUCGAUGCGUCAGUGGCCAAGGCGGUGCAAGGCUUCCAGGCAAGCCUAUCCAUCGAAGAGUCGCAUGUGCUCGAUUUACUGCAGAACAUGCGCUGGUACCUCAAAGACUACUACACCAUUGAUAGCUUUACCCUCAACCCCAUCGACGGGCUGGUGACAAAUAUGGAACAGGGGAAGCUCGGCCUCGUCCCCGCGGAGGAGGGGUGA
This is a messenger RNA of Hirsutella rhossiliensis, 1602 nucleotides long. Its product is annotated as tryptophan halogenase domain-containing protein. The record is from RefSeq and is a predicted model, not a curated record. Lineage: Eukaryota; Fungi; Ascomycota; Sordariomycetes; Hypocreales; Ophiocordycipitaceae. The coding region runs from base 1 to 1602 and encodes 533 amino acids. The transcript has 6 exons. Gene Ontology annotation, molecular function: monooxygenase activity.